AUGGGCUUCGCAUUCUCUCCCGAUGUUAAAUUAUUAGGCAUCGAGACUACAAACAUGCCAUCGCCUCCUGUAUUACUGCGCCUCUACUGCAACAAGACUCGGCUACUGAUCGGAAGCAUACUGCUUUUCAUCUGCCUGCAUAUAUUGUUUGGUUGCUCAAUCUUCAACAUUGUCCCAUCGGGUACACCUGCUACCCCAAAUCUCGCCAACGCUAUACCCGAAUCCAUACCCUGGACUCCUAAAAGAUUGCAAGCAGACCUGCGCAUCUCAAAAGCGACCAUAUUAUACAACUUCAGGCAACAUGAUAGAGACAAUCUCGCCCUCGACGAACUCCACACCCAAAACUUCAGAUACACAAGCCACAUUCUCCAAACACCUAUAGUGCGAGGCGCUCUGAACAAGUUCCUCUACCUCCAGUCUCUCAUCAUCACCGAACUUCAAAAACCAAUCGAAGAUCAAAAAGAAUGGAUACUCUACCACGACCCUACCGUCAUCCUCGCAAAUCAACACAUACCACUCCACCACUUCCUCCCACCCAUCACGGAUGUCGAAACAUUCAAGACCCUGUCUAUCAUUGCUACGAAAUCCGAAAGUGAAGAACUAAGUGCCGCGGUCUUCUUCAUUCGGGUUAGCGGCGGCUCACUGCGUAUCUUGACUGAAGCCAUGGAGAUGAUAUACAACUUGCCAGACAACGGAGAUGAAAACGAGGAAUUUAAUGUGGCAGCGACAGUCCUCCAAACUAUCCUAUCCCGCCCCCACCACCUCGAACACGCCAUCUAUCAACCCGCUGAAUGGUAUAAUAGUACCUCGUCUCUCUUCUACCAGCCCUACUAUCUAACGCUGGCGCAUCGUCUCCUCCCCGUCCACUACACCCAAACUAUACCAGGUGAAAAAGAAGGAAGCAGUCUGAUGUUCCCUGAUGCAGACACGGUACACCGUUUUUGGCACGUUGUGCGUGAAGCGCGGCGCGUGUUGAACGAAGCGAAGGAAAAGGGCCAUACGAGUGAACAGGGAGAGUGGUGGGAGAUGGUAGCGGAGGUGAAGGAAUGGGUUGAGGGUAGGGCUUGGGACACGGAGGAGUUGGAAAGAAGGGUAAGGGUCCUGAGGGAGGGGUUGGAUAUUGGCUGA
This is a messenger RNA of Alternaria incomplexa, 1128 nucleotides long. RefSeq lists its product as uncharacterized. NCBI's taxonomy places the organism in Eukaryota, Fungi, Ascomycota, Dothideomycetes, Pleosporales, Pleosporaceae. The coding region runs from base 1 to 1128 and encodes 375 amino acids. The record is from RefSeq and is a predicted model, not a curated record. The transcript has a single exon.